AUGGAGAAAAGGGAAGAAGUUACUUCAACAGUAGACAUUUAUCGUCAUACUCCAUUGCGUUAUUUAGGUUAUGCCAAUGAAGUAGGUGAAGCAUUUCGAGGUGCUAUUCCUGUCCGCUAUGUCAAAUUAAGUUAUAUGAUUGCUGGUGGUUAUGUUUUGGCUGAUACCUGCAACAAGAGUUCUCUAACCUCUGAUCGUUUCAAAUUCAAGAGCGAACAUGACUACCAAGUAGCUUCAAAAUUUACUGAAACGUUAAUAUGGCAGUCACUGGCUUCCGUAAUAAUUCCUGGUUUCGUUAUUAACCGAUGCUGUGCAGCUUUUAAUAGUUUCUUUAAAUUACUUCAUGUUCGAAAUAGACAAGUAAUGACGACAGCCCUUGGUUUAGCUUUAAUUCCAAUCAUUAUUAAACCUAUUGAUAGAUCGGUUGAUCAUGUCAUGGAUAGCUACAUCACACCCGAAACUCAACGCUUUUUAGCCGCUCUGUAUCACGAAAAAACAGAUUAUCAAAGUUAUGCUUUGGCUGAAGCAGUAAUGCAUGACUAUAACUUCUAA
Trichoplax adhaerens is the source of this 552-nucleotide messenger RNA. RefSeq lists its product as uncharacterized. Bases 1 to 552 code for a protein of 183 amino acids. NCBI's taxonomy places the organism in Eukaryota, Metazoa, Placozoa, Uniplacotomia, Trichoplacea, Trichoplacidae. The transcript is spliced from 4 exons. Gene Ontology annotation, biological process: mitochondrial fission. Gene Ontology annotation, cellular component: mitochondrion. The record is from RefSeq and is a predicted model, not a curated record.